This is a messenger RNA of Cooperia oncophora, 459 nucleotides long. The record is from the annotation of a GenBank genome assembly. Lineage: Eukaryota; Metazoa; Nematoda; Chromadorea; Rhabditida; Trichostrongylidae.
AUGGUGCUGCUGAACCCACAAAAGAUCGAUGAACAGUACAGACCGAGAUGGAAAAGCAUACCUCGUUGCAAAGAUGGCCAACAAUGGGCGCUAUCUCCAAGGUCCGCCGCGUACUGUGAAGACAUCACCCUUAUCACCAAACUGAGGAACUGCAUUACUCGAAGCAAGCCGAGCUUAUCGCCAUAUGGCCGACAGUCAAAAUAUCAAAAUGCCGAGAAAAUGUAUAAGCAAAACUUCAUCGAUCCGUGUAACCCAUCUGCAGAAUUAACGAGUGAAGGACCAUCAUCUAUAAAACUCAAAGGGCGUCGCCUGGACUAUGACUGUAAGAAACGGCAAGCCCAGAGGGAGGUGAGUGUAAUUUCCUUUCCAUUCUCUGUGAGAAAAGGCGCGAGCACCUCACUCAUAGCUGAAUCGGCUGAAGGCCGAUCUCUCCUGGGAUCGAUUAGUGCUAGCGUUUGA